GCUGUUGUACCCCUCCAGCAAUGCUUUAAAAAAACAAAAACAGGUGUGUCUGUGUUGAUCUCACCCGGCUGUAGCAGAGUCUAUAGGCAAACAAAGGAGAGAGAAUGAGAGCAAAGCUCACAUCUGAGCAGGAAGCUUCCCUCUCAUUCCAAGGGGAAGAAUGCAAAGCAGUUGACUCGGCAGAGAUCAGCACUUGCUGCCCUCCAGCUCGAUCAGCUCCUUCAACAAGUGGCAUUGUGAGUGAUCUCCCUUUGAAGCAGCAGCGGUGAAGCAAGUGGUGCUGGUGUAAGAUGGUGGCAUAGAUCCCACCGGGGGACCUUUCCUGAACGGAAACUGAAACAGGCCCUUCAACAAACCAUUAAGCAAGAUGCCAUCCCUGGGCACUUUAGCCUUCUGCUUCCAAUUUCUAAUGGUUGCUGCAUCUUCCCAACCUUCACUUGAUCUGACCCUUGACUCAGCUGUCCAUGCCUCAUUGACCAGCGAAAAUGGAAUUGAAGAGGACGACUUUCAAACCAUGCUGCAGAGGCAGAAGCGGGAGGCAGCUCCACUUCGCUAUUCCCAUUCGGCAUACAUUGUCAAUAUUGGAUUAAGUUUUACAAGUCCAUUGGUACCAAUCCAAGAUUAUUUCAAGAACCUUAGUCUGCCAAUCUUAAUAAACACCUCGGAUUCGAUGACAACCAUUUCAAACAUCAAUGUUACAACAGACGCCCCGCCUAUGAACAAGUCCAUCACAAUAAUAAUGUCAGUCAAACUCGAUAUAAAUUUUCAAGAUGCCCUCAGGAAUCCUUCUUCUGAUCUCUAUAUGAAAUACAAACACGACUUUGAAAAAGCAUUUACAAAUGCCUAUCAACAUUUGCCUGGCUUUAUAUCAGCCACAGUUACAGGCUUCAGGUCUGGAAGUGUUUCUGUGGACUAUGAAGUAAAAACAGCUUCAGCAACAUUAACCCAACUUGAAAAUGCCAGCAGAGACGUACUGAACUCAGUAAAUGCAUCAUAUAUGAUCACCCCUAAUUCUUUUGUUGUUUCAGCAGUCAUAACUGAUCAAACAGACUUCUCUGUGUGUCCUGCUGACAUUUUUGAGGGGGAUACAGUAAUAAUGACAUGCCAGACAAAGUUAACUUCCUGGAACGUAACUUGGGAUCAUUCUGGACAAGUCGUUUCACAAAGCUACCGACAUUCAAUUCAAUCAACAGGAACAGAGUCAACUCUGAAAAUUACCAACUUUGCACAGAAUGACAGUGGUCCCUAUACAUGUGUGUUUAAAGACUCUGCUGCACCCUCCGUGUUGUACAAAGCAACCCACAAUUUAACAGUUGCUGCAAUAAACAUUGUAUCAUCAGAUAAUAUUGAUGUUGUAUGCGAGAGGGUCGAUGUCUUGCUCACCUGCUGCACUGACAGAAAUUUACAGCCAUCUAAUGUAAAGUGGUCUGUAAGCGGACAAAUGGGUAUUUUAGGGACUGCAACCACCAAGGACAACUGUAGUAACUACCGCCUUGAAAUUCAAGAUUACCAUUGCUCCCCUAGCAAGUCAGGUACUGUGACAUCGUAUACGUGUGAGCUGAGCACUGGGAAUGGGGCCCGCAGAAGUAAAGUCAUCGAAGUGACAUAUUUACAAAUAGCAAAUAUAACGAUAUCUCCACCCACAAAUGUCUCUGAGGGAUACAAUUUUUCAUUAACGUGCACCAGUAAUGUGAUGAAUUACAAUAAAGUCAUCUGGGAAAUCCAGAUGGGAACCACUAAUACAACAAUAGAAAGUGACCCGUACAUCCAAACUUACACAAACCAGACGGAAGCCGAGUCUGUUCUCACAGUAAAGACUGCCACGCUGGAGUGGAACGGUACCUAUACCUGCACAUUCUUCCAAAAAAGCUUGUCAAGUUCUGCCCGUACAGCUGUUGAAGUUGUUCCUUUGCCUCUGAAGCAAAACAUUUUCGUGGAUCCCAUUGAAGCAUUUAUUAGGUGCAAUACCCAGCAGGAGCUGAAAUGCUGCAUAAACAAAAUGGAAAACUACAACGUUACUUUCACUGUUCAAAGCACUACAUUUUUUCCUGGUAAAAGAUAUGUGGCAGAAAAUAACCAGAUGUGCUAUGUGUAUAAUUACACAGAAAAGACAUGCAACAUCGAGAAAGAUCUUUUGGCGUAUUGCACCUUUCAAAACCGCAUCAACGGAACCAUUCGAAGUCCUGAAAUGAAACUACAACUUAUCCCUGACACAGCUAAAGUGGUUUGCUCAAGCAGUGUUGGCAUUGGAAAGCAAGGAGACAGAAUAACAAAAUCUUGUCCGAUUUUAAACGGUCCCAUGAGAGGAAAUAUAACUUAUGUGUGUCGUGACAAGGCCUGGAGCGAGGCUAGAAACAACUGCAUAUCUGCACCAAUAAACACAUUGCUUACUGCUGCUGAGGCUUUGCUGUCUAGUCCUCAGCCAAAAGAAAAGCUACCCGAAUAUCUGCAGAGUCUUGUGGAAGGGGUAAAAAAGGAAGAACAAGGAAUAAAUACGUCUCCUCCAGACCUGGGGGCAGUUGUCACCAUCCUGGGUUUGGUUUCAACCAUCCCAGAGGAGGCAGCGCAGUCCACAGUGAAGAACUUCCUAACUGUAGUAGACAUCAUUGUCAGUAACACCACAAUAAAUUCCUGGAAUGAAUUGAACCAGCAGGAAACAAAUAAGAGUUCUCUGUUAUUAGAGUCAGUGGAGAGAUUUUCCCAGUACCUCCAACCAGUCAAUAAUACCAUCCCCUCUAUUAGAAACACCAACCUGCAGUUAGAAGGCAUAGUUAUCUCUGAAGGCAACGGGUCACAGUAUGCAAAGAACUUCACGUUCUCAGGUCCAUCAGGCCUCAGUGGUAAUGUACUAAUUAAUGAAGCACAAAUUCAGAACUUACAAGCAAAUACAACUAUCAUCAGUGUGGCUUACUCAACCCUUGGACAAAUUUUGCCCCACCGCAGUGAGACCAGUGAGUCUGUGAAUGGCCUAGUGAUGACAACAACAAUGAGCAGAAACAUAUCCCAGGGCUUUGAGAUUAUUAUGACAUUUGGAAAAAGCAAUAUUUCCCUGAUCAAUCCCCAGUGUGUCUUUUGGAACUUUACAUCAGGACAAUGGGACAAGACUGGCUGUAGGCCUGAGAACCGUGAGCAGGAUGUCACAUGCAACUGCACUCACCUGACCUCAUUUUCAAUUCUGAUGUCACCCCAUGCAGUGUCCAUUGGAGGAAAUGCACUAGAUUAUAUUACCUACAUCGGUUUGAGCAUUUCCAUAUUGAGCCUGUUGGCCUGUAUUUUAAUUGAAUUCCUGGUAUGGAAAUCUGUGACAAAAAACAGAACAUCUUACAUGCGCCACAUCUGUAUGUUAAACAUAGCCACUUCCCUUUUGAUUGCAGACAUCUGGUUCAUUGUUGCAGCCUCCCUCCAUGACAUAAAGGAGACAGUGAAGGACAUCUGCAUAGCUGUCACAUUUUUCAUCCAUCUGUUCUACCUCUGUGUCUUUUUCUGGAUGCUUGCUCUGGGCCUCAUGCUCUUUUACCGUCUGGUCUUCAUUUUACAUGACACAAGCAAGACCACCCAGAAAGCGGUAGCUUUCUCAUUGGGCUACGGGUGCCCUAUCACCAUAUCAGUCAUCACCAUUGCUGUCACACAUCCAUAUGGUGCUUACGAAAGAAGGGAUGCCUGUUGGCUCAGCUGGGAGAUGAGUAAAGCUCUUCUUGCCUUCGUCAUACCUGCACUGAUCAUUGUGGCUGUGAAUUUUAUCAUUGCUAUUGUAGUCAUAGGCAAAAUCCUGAGGCCAGCUGUUGGUGACAAGCCAAACCAGCAGGAGAGGAGCUUCUUCAUUCAAGUUGGGAAAAGUAUUGGUGUCCUGACACCCCUGUUAGGCCUUACCUGGGGGUUUGGAUUUGCAACUGUUAUUAAAGACACCUCAGUGGUGUUCCACAUACUAUUCACAAUUUUGAAUGCUUUGCAAGGUUUAUUCAUUUUGCUCUUUGGAACUGUCUGGGACAAGAAGGUACGAGAAGCCUUGCUGAACAAGUGUUCAUCAACCAAAUGGAGUUCGCAACAGACAAAGUCAACGUCCCAGGGAAACUCCGCACCAGUGUUCUCCAUGAAGUCUCCCUUGUCAAAACCAUUAAACAGUUUAUGUGGCAAAACAGGAAAAUAUGAUGUUUCAUCCACAGAAACAAUGAGCUUUUCGACUGAAAACAUUUCCAUGGCCAAUUCUUUCUUUCACUGACGUGCUUUAAAUGGCAACCUGAGUAUCUGUAAAGGGAUUCGGUUCCUCUUGGCCAAGCUGUGAACCAAAAUGAAACCUAUCUGUGAAUCGUAGAGAAGCAGACUGUUUCACACAGACCAUGUUGCUUGGCACAUUCUUUAAGAAGCAUCCUUCUGUCUAACAUGUCAGACAUGGAAUUCUUCGGGAGACCAACAAUGGCAGAAGUAAUUUAAAAAUAUUACAACUCUACUAGGGUCCAACCCUGUAAGUGUCUGAGAGCCCUCAGCCUUCCUUACAAUCAAUGAGAAAGUGCUCUAUGCAGUAUUGAGCCAUGCAACAUAACACUAUGUGCACAAGACUUCAUGUGGUUUUAAUAAUUUCUCUUUGCUUAGUUGCCUGAAUGACUCCAAAUGCAUGCCUAUAAACACACAUGCUUCAUUGCCCUGUAAAAGGACCUAAUGAUUUUUAUAGCUCAGCUCAUCUUGGAACCACUGGUUCAAAUCCCAAACAUUUCAGCUCAAUGGACUUGCCCCACUACUCACUUCAAUUGAUGGAUCAAUUGAGUACUAUAAUGGUUCCUGCAUGGAGAUCUCCCAAUAAAACUAAUCUGCUUUUAAUUGUUUUGAAAACCCUGAGACCUUCUGUGGUGCUUCAGUAAGAAAACGACAACUUAUGGUAAGAGACAUUUGACUUCUGUCUUCUACCACAGUGGCAACUGCAUUCUCCCCCACUGUGUAUGUAGACAGUUCCAUGCUGUACGUCUUUGUGCUUGGGUCUUCCAUUGACAAGGAGAGCAGUCCCAAAGUCAGAAGCCUUGCAGAAUCAGUCUCAACCAGGAGAACAUACUGAGCACUCACAGGAUGAAAGAUGCUAUUGAAAUGAUUGCUUUAAUUUUGAACUAGUGCGCUUUGUUUUAAUUUUUUGCAACCACUGAAGAGUCUAAUGAUUUAAGCACAGGCCUGCAAAAUAUUCAAUGCCAAAAGCUGAAGUGUUUGCAAUAGAAGGAACGCUUCACAUCUGACAGAAGGAGGUUCACAAGUUUCAUCCAGUUCUAGAUUUGAGGUCAAGUUCAACAUCCUUCUUAACUGGGGCAAUUCCAUUUGGCCCACCUCAAUACAAGGCGAAUUUGAUCUUGUGCUGCGCUGUGGGAUGAACCGGAAGAGAAAACCUAAGCUGUAUGGAGAAGGUUCUGUUAUUGGAGUGUGUGUGAUCAUUAUUGAGGACAAACAAAAAAGGGCAUCAAGUGAAUUAUUCAUGCAUGCAACAAUUUCUUUUUGCAUUUAUGAUGUAGACCUAGUCCACUGCUUAUAGAUUAAGAAUUGAUUCCUUUUCUUUCAGAUAUAGAGCCUGUCAUAGCUAUCUAGCCUUUCAGUGCAUCUGCCUUUCUAAAACAUCCAUCCACUUCUUCCACCUGAAAUAGUCCCUAAGCCAUCCAUUUCUUCUAAUCUCUUCCAUAAAUCCACUGUGAACUAUUGACUUGAAGCACAAUUAUAGUUUCAUGCAACUAGAAGGUGUUCACUCGGAGUGAGCUAGGAGAUCGAUUUAUGCACAAUAACAUGUGAGUUUCUGUGCAUAGUGUCAGCAACUGUCGAUUUUCUGGAUCAUGGUGUACACAUAAGAGGUCUAGUCAGGUGCCUGGUAGAGUCCUGUGACCAUCAUACCAAGACCUUCAACAUUUAUGCCUAGGGAAGAGUAUGGAGGAGUUAGAGGCUGUCCAAGUCCUACCAUCCCCCUUUAGACCAUUGAGAUGUAACCCAAAGGCCAGACCAAACCCAGACAUUCAGUGCCUCAAUGAUUGUAAUUUCUGCCAGAGAACAAAAAAGGACUGCUGCUAAUUGCCUAAUGCCUCAGCGAAGAUACGUUUCUGUUGGGGUGAUGUCCCUUAGCAUUUCUCCAACCAACAUGUUUGUGCAUAGUAUAGUUCCAUUAUAUUUUAUAUUGUUCAACCACGUUGCUUCAGCCUGAGACCGCAUUAGCUCUCAAAAGCUAGGCAAGCUAGGGCCUGAUGAACACUUGGGUAAGGGAUUGCAAAGCUAAACUGAAUGUGUUUCAGCUAACAACAUUAAGUAGGAGGCUCUCAGUAUUGAAUGGAAAGGGGCACUGUGCAGUUGGAGGGAAUGUCUUUGGAAUAAUAUGCAAACUAUUCUACAAAUAUUCAUAAUAUUCAUGAUUAUUGUCAUAAAAAAGCUUCUGGCAUUUUAUGGAAGAAUAUCUUGUGCCCUGACCAAAAAAUCAACCUAAGUUAAACAUGUCCUGCACAAAGUAUUGCCCAUUGGAGAGUCAACUAGAGCUGUUAUUUAUUGUGCAUCUCUGUUCCCUCUACCCAGUGCCUGAAUCAAAGGUGCUGCAUUGUACACUGUGACAAAUAUAUCAUGGAAAAGUGUGUGCUAUUGCUGAGCUCAAUUUAACACAGGAUGAACAAAAAGUUUGCUUACUGAUUUCUGGUCCAGGAUCGUCAGAUAGGAAAAAUAGCAGCAGAGGUCAAUAGUAAAUCGGGGCUUGCUUCUUUCUUGGACAACAUGUCUGCACAAGGGAUAAAGGAGCAAUAAGUAUUCUCAUUGCCUCUACCUGGCCCUUGGAUCUAGAUGUGAAAAAGUAAGGUCCUCUAACCCUCUUCUUCUCUGGAGCAGGUAGGAGAAGGUGGUCAGAGUCUUGGAAACACGUGCUCCAUUUUAUAGGCUGUGAUAGGCUGGCUUUAGCUCAAGUAUAUACAAUACCUAAAUGUCAGAUUUAGCCCCUUUUCUGUAAACAGCUUUGAGAUCCUUCACAAUGAAAGGUGCUGUGUAAUAGAAACCCUUUUUAUCUAAGUUACAGUGAUCUCUAGCAUUCACUCUACGAAAGCUGACAUGAAUAAAUGGCAAUAGCGCAAUGGUUCUAGGGCUUAUCAACCAUAACAUUCAGAUCUCAUUUCUGAGGAGGUCGUGGUGCUGUGAUUUCUUCAUGACCCUUUCAUGUCUCAGCCAUAUGAACUCUGUGUAGUCCUGUUAUAAUUGCCCCAAGACGGUUACAUCCACACAGCAGCUGCAUUUUUUAAAAAUCAAUGGAAAAAGCAGUAAGUCACACCAUCUUUAAACGAAGUUGACUAAUCUUACUGUUUAAGUAACAACACAGCAGGCAUGUCUACAUGAAAUGCUUCAUGUGCAGAAGCCUAAUUGUACUGUGCUUUAGCAUGGCACGCAAAGCCUGUGCUAAUGCGUUAAUGCGCAGUAGAUUUAGUGUAACGUGCAGUAGCAUCACAAAAAAACCCAUUCAUCUGUGCUAAUGUGCAGGAGCGCUGAUUAUGGCACACGAAGUUAGUACCCAUCAUUACAGGUACUAAACUUAAUGUGCUGUAAUUAAUGAACGUGUAGACACACACAGCAUCUCUUUGGAUACUCCUGCUAUCCCCCUUGAUGGAUUCAACAGUUAAAAAUGAUUGCUGCAGCCUAGGAAAACAGCUCACCACUAUUCCCUGUCCAAAUGCCUAACAGCUCUUUUCUUUGAGACUAACUCAGCUAAUCUUUGUAUAACUUCUUUCUCUAUUAUUCCCUGACCUAAUGCUCUUUUAUAAAAGUAAUGUUAUUCUUCCCUUUGUAGGAUAAUGCCUACUGGACUUUACAGGUAAAAGCACUUUAUUUUUGUACUAUGAAGUUUUUCUUUCUAAUAUACACUUGACAUUUUAAAAGUACAGGUGAAAAAAGAAACACCUGCUUAUUGUGUAGAUAUAAAUGUGUAUACAUAUAUUGUGGAUAUAUAUGUAUAUGUUAUGACACUGCUUGUUAAUAAACCCUACUUGCAUAGAGCUCACAGGGCCUAGGUGCGUGUCCUUAUUCAAUGUAAGGAUUACUGCUGUCACAAAAGCACUAAUUGCAGGUUUGUACCUCAAGCAUAAGCUAGAGGUUAUUACUUGCUGAGGGACCUGAUUUAAUUUCUGUAAUCUCUCAUGAAGUUGUUUGGCUAUUGGGACCAUGUUAGAUCUUCUACAGCAUCAGUGAUUAAUGACUGAUGCCUGCAUAUACCGGAGGAUGUGCACACUACUAAAGGUUAAGAAUUGCUGUGUCUGAGAUGUGUUUUGCCUGGUGAUAGUUUAGGAACAUGGAGAAUUGAGUUUGCUUGGCAAGGUUUUCUCUAGAGAUGGACUAAAAAGAAGUGUUGGGAUAUGAAUUAGGGGUAGGGUCAGAUUGAUCCUAAGGCUGAGUCAGGGCUGCAGUUCAGGUUCAACAGCACAGACAAUUCACAAGAUGCUGCCUUUACAUUAAAUAAACUGGAAAAAAGUGGAUCCUUCUGAUUUAGGUGCUGACUUGAAAUAAGAAUUGCACGGAGGUCAAGUCUGAACUCAGGAUACUUGGACCUGACAUUCUGAUUGUGUCUUACGUCCAGUUUCUCAAAGAAAGACGACUAAGCAAAAGGCAGAGGUUAUGGCUCGAGUCUUUUAAUUUCUCCCUGCUGUUGGACUGCACAUUGCAGUGCAGGCAGAUAGGGCAGUGACAGCUAGAUGGAUGAACACCUUAGUGGGAAUCUGGCAGGGCUCAGGAGCCAAUGCACAGGAUCCCUCCCAGCCUGAGCUUCUCAGCAGUGGUUUCCUAGUGCCACCUUGUGGAAAAGUUGAAUCAAAGACAGAGAAGUGCUAAAUAAUUCCUUUUGUCUCCUCAAGGGAGCUCAGCACCUUUGAAAAUGUGACCUCCAAUGGUUCUGAGCGUGUGAAAAUCUGACCCAAAGGUGAUGCAUCGGAGCAUUUGAUGAAAGGGAUGUGUGUUUCUAUGAACUGGUGAAUGCAGCAGUAGCUACUGUGAGAAAACAGAUAGAGUGGGACUAAGGCCAGGAGGCUGAUAAGCAGACUUCAGCAAGGAGCCCACCUCCCUGAGCUACUUGCUGUAGCUUGUCCAAUCAACAUUGGUCUGUCGGAGCCCUAUAAUUCAUCCAGGCCCUUAGACUUUGUCAACAGUUAAAGCAUUUGAUGUAGCUUAUCUUGUCUCAGCUACUUUAAAAGAUCACACCUACUGUAUUAAGAUGAAAAGUAUAUUUAGAUUUCAGAAGCCAUCCCACCAACACAGCGAACUAAUCAGCUGAUCCAUUACUGUACUUUCUCGCAUAUAGCCCACACACUGAUAUAACCGGCACCAAUUUAUAACCCGCGGAAAAUUGUAUUUUCGGAAAGUAGUCCGUGUAUAGACUGAGCCCAUGUAUUCCCCGCACCUGAUAGUGUCGGUACCAGAGAUGAUUUUAAGCCUAUUAAGCCUGAGAGGUGCUCUGCCAUGAAUGAACAAAUUUCACCAUUGCACUAGCGUGCACCGUGAGUGGUAUAAAGUUAAAACCAAUGGUUAUUUUCAAAUGGGUAACAAUGCCCCAAGAAAAGAUCCCAAAUGGAGUUGCAGUUAUUUGCAAUAAGAAAGGGUGGAUGAAUGAGGAUAUAAUGAAAGAAUGGACAGAACGCUGUUUUCGAACAUGGCAAGGCGGGUGGACCAGCUAUAGCACUCGUAUCGUCAUCAUCCAGUAUGUCGUACAACCUGGAAAUACUAUUCAAACAAUUAUUAAUGCACUUAUUAACUUCUGCUACACUUGUUUUUGCAUAAAUGGCUCUGCAUAGCCCACACCCUUGUAUAGCCCGCACCCAUCCAUCAUGUUUGUAAAAAAUUAUAUAUGCGAGAAAAUAUGGUACAUGGCACCCCUUCUUUCCAGGAAGCAGUAGUUCUGUGCUUGACUUUGUGUGCUAAUUUGGUAGAGGAUUGUUACAGUUGCCCCAAAGAAAAAGCUGUGUGUUGAUUUUUUCCCUUGUCUUAAAACUUCUAGAAUAAAAGGCUACCUACUAUAACAGUUCUGUUUCUCACGUGCCCGAAAGCUUGCAAUUAACAACAUUUUUUGGCAAAAAUCUAGCUGAUCUAAUCAAAGAUGUCACCUCUACCACGAGCUCUGAUGUCUUGUGCUGCUAGACCAAUACGGCUACAAUCUGGAUACCUGACACAUGGAAGAUAUCAUAUUUUAGUAGAUUUUUUAAAAUGAAAUCUUAAUAAUUUUACAAGGAGGAAGCAAGCUUUACCACCUGAAACCUGAGACCCUGCACCUGCCUUUGUUCAAGGUAAUCUGCAUUCUCACUAGAGCCCAGAGAUACCUCACCACAUAGGAAAUUCCUUCCCAGAAGAGCAUUACAUCCUUUUGCUCCUCUGUGAAACACAAAACGUCAUAACCAGAAGGAAAUAUGACUGCAUCCUGCUUGCCACCAAACAACUGCGAGGUAAACUAGAUUUUUCCAACUUUUCUCUGGGCCUAAUCUGCAUAAAAUAAACUGUUCCAAACAGGAGAUUAUGCUGCAUCUUCAACUCUCCUAUGAAAUAUGAACUUUCAUUUCUCUCUACACGAACUUAUACAAUCUUUCCUCCUGUGCCUGAAGAAGGGUGCUUAUGCCUGAAAGCUUGUAGUUAAAGAUUUUUUUUUUUGGCAUAAUCUAUUUGGUCUAAUAAAAGAUAUC
Alligator sinensis (Chinese alligator) is the source of this 10643-nucleotide messenger RNA. It is a transcript of the gene ADGRF5, whose product is annotated as adhesion G protein-coupled receptor F5. Gene Ontology annotation, cellular component: membrane. Bases 368 to 4219 code for a protein of 1283 amino acids. The record is from RefSeq and is a predicted model, not a curated record. The transcript has 21 exons. Gene Ontology annotation, molecular function: G protein-coupled receptor activity. Gene Ontology annotation, biological process: G protein-coupled receptor signaling pathway; cell surface receptor signaling pathway. NCBI's taxonomy places the organism in Eukaryota, Metazoa, Chordata, Crocodylia, Alligatoridae.